Penicillium argentinense is the source of this 1053-nucleotide messenger RNA. RefSeq names its product electron transfer flavoprotein subunit alpha/FixB family protein. The transcript has 3 exons. Gene Ontology annotation, cellular component: mitochondrion. Gene Ontology annotation, molecular function: flavin adenine dinucleotide binding; electron transfer activity. The record is from RefSeq and is a predicted model, not a curated record. NCBI's taxonomy places the organism in Eukaryota, Fungi, Ascomycota, Eurotiomycetes, Eurotiales, Aspergillaceae. Bases 1 to 1053 code for a protein of 350 amino acids.
AUGAUUCCGAUCGCUCGACACUCUGCUCUGCGAGCUGCCCGCUCGCAGAUCUACCCAACCCGCGCUCUGCGUUCGCCCGUUUCUUCGGCGCUCGCCCGCCUCCUCUCGACCCUCGCCGUUCUCGAGCAGCGUGAUGGAAAGCUGCAGAACUCCUCUCUGUCCGCAAUCGCGGCCGCUCAGAAGCUCGGUGGAUCUGUUACUGGUUUCCUUGCUGGUAGUGGUGUGAAGGGUACCUCUGCCGCCGAGGCUGCGAAGAUUAAGGGUCUGGAGAAGGUUGUUGCUGUUGAGAAUGAUGCUUAUGAGAAGGGCCUCCCCGAGAACUACGCCCCUCUUCUGGUCGAGAACAUCAAGAAGGGCGAGUACACCCACAUUGUCGCCGGCCACUCUGCCUUCGGCAAGAGCCUUCUUCCCCGAGUUGCUGCUCUUCUGGAUGUCCAGCAGGUGUCGGACAUCACCGGCAUUGAGAGCGAGGAUACCUUCGUACGCCCCAUCUACGCUGGCAACGCCAUCCUGACCGUGCAAUCGACCGACAACAUCAAGGUGAUCACCGUGCGAGGCACCGCUUUUCAGUGCGUCGAGACAGAGGGUGGAACCGCCGAGGUUGUGGACGGCGUGGACUCCAGCGCCGCCGCCCAAACUGAGUGGGUUUCCGAAGAGCUGGCCAAAUCCGAGCGUCCUGAUCUCGCUACCGCUUCCCGCGUCGUGUCCGGUGGUCGUGGUCUGAAGUCCAAGGAGGAGUUUGAUCGUAUCAUGCUCCCUCUCGCUGACUCGCUUGGUGCCGCUAUCGGUGCUUCCCGCGCUGCUGUUGACAGUGGCUUCGCGGAUAACAGUCUGCAGGUUGGUCAGACUGGUAAGAACGUUGCUCCCCAGCUGUACCUCUGCGCUGGUAUCUCUGGUGCUAUUCAGCAUCUGGCUGGUAUGAAGGAUAGCAAGGUUAUUGCUGCUAUCAACAAGGACCCCGAGGCUCCUAUCUUCCAGGUUGCUGACGUUGGUCUCGUCGGUGAUCUUUUCGAGAAGGUGCCUGAGCUUACGGAGAAGGUGAAGGGCGCUUAG